Molecule: messenger RNA, 2707 nt
Organism: Scomber japonicus (chub mackerel)
Lineage: Eukaryota; Metazoa; Chordata; Actinopteri; Scombriformes; Scombridae
Exons: 14
Coding region: 254-2332 (692 amino acids)
Source: RefSeq, a predicted model, not a curated record
UUCACGAAGCGUCAAAGUUCCUCUCACGGUCAAUGGGGACCAUGGAAACGCCCCCCUGCGACUUUUAACGCUGCCUAUUGGUCAGUUCAACCCCCUCCUGUGUCUGUGGAGCUCUGUGAUUGGCUGCCGCAGCUGUCAAUCAUCGCCGCGGCUGUGGGCGAGGAGCAGGCUAAAGUUCAUAUCAGUUCAACAGCUUUCAAGGAAACUCGCUUCUCACGCAAACACUGGGCGGAAAAACACGUCUGGCACGAAGAUGAGCGGAGGAGUCCAGCAGUCUUUGUUUUUCCUCGGCCUGCCGGACCUGAAGAAGCUUUGCUGCGUCACUCUGAGUCUGAAGGAGGAAGAUGAAGAGCAGCGGAGCAGACAGAUCAAAACCUGCAGAGAGCUGGUGCUGCUGUACUCUGAUAUCUUGGCUUCUCCGGCUCUGGACUCCUUCAAUGAGAUCACUGCGGUCAUGGCUAUUCAGUUUUUCCAGAAAGGUUUCAUCCAGACGUUCGGACAGAGACGCAGCCUGCAGCUGGGCUCUCCUCAGUGUGUGUUUCCAGGUGUGUUGCAGUGUUGUCUGUCCUACUCUCUGAUCACCAGACUCACUCCCAGCUGGAAUAAAGCCGGACUCUACCUCGUCUCAGGUAAAGACUUUCUGACUGAGAGUCGGAGGCUCAACGCCGUCAGCAUUGAGCUGAGCACCAGUGAGGGUCAGUUGUGUAUCAGCGUUGAAGCAAACACAGUCAGACUUCCUCCGAUCACACUUGCAGACUUCGGUCUCCCCCCGCUGGUUCUGAGGAGGUUCUGCAGUGAUCCAGACUUCAUCCUCGACCCCUCGUCUAUAGGAGGAGCCGUCUGGUGUCACAUCCUGCCCAGCAUGAAGAAAGGUCAGAUUAUCACCAUCAGUCAUCAGCUUCCCAAAGACGGACCGUUCAGGACUUACAGAGACCUGCAGAACCACUGGAACAGCAUGUACGGUUACCGGCUUCCUGACCUCCCAGAGGAGGAAGUGCUUUACUGCGGCGUUUACUUCAAACUGGUGGGAGAGAGACUCUUCACCAGUUAUCCUCUGAGCUGCGUCCGCCUGCAGCCGGUGCAGCGCCUCCCCCGCGUCGACCUGCAGGGGGCGCUGAGCUGCUUCCUGUCUGACAUCACCGGCCGGCUGCAGAGCGUCUGUGGCUUCGCUGCACGUCUGACCAGUAAACCCAGUUACACCACGACCAGUCUGAACACUGCAGCCUCAGUACAGGUGUCGAGUAGUGAGCAGCUCAAUCUGACCAGCUCGUCCUCCACCAGACCGGUCCUCACCCAGCUGCCUCCUCUUCCUCCUCUUCCUCCUCCCCCACCUGCGAGGCUCUCCUUUGGGUCUCAGCCAGCAGCUUGGCCCCCUCUCUCCCAGCAGGCUCAGGGGCUUCUGGGUAAUGGAUGUGGAUUUGGAGGCAGUCAGGGAUAUAGAGACAGAGAUCAUCCUUCAUCUUUCUCCUCCUCACGCGUUCCCUUUUCUGCUGCUUCUAGUUCUCAAUCAGCUCCUUCCUCUUCUUCUUUCUCCUCCUCCUCGGUCUUCCAGCCAGCUUCAUCCCUCACAUCUUCUUCUUUCUCCUCCUCCUCCUCCUCUUCCUCGAUCUUCCAGCCAGCUUCAUCCCUCACCUCUUCCUCUUUCUCCUCUGUCCUGCCGCCUCUUCCUCCGCCGGUAAAACAAGCUCAACCCAAACUGGUUCCCAUCUUCAAGAACAAGCAGCCGUCUCGCCAUGUGAACGUCGCCCUCCUUCGCCUCCAGAAGCAGAAGGAGCAGAUGAGCGGAGACGGGAAGGAGAGAGGGAGAGUGACGCUUCCCGCCAUCAGGAAGAACAGACCUGCUGCUUCUUCUACUGUUUCUUCUUUGUCGUCUCUCCAGAUUCCUCCUCCUCCUGCCGUCCCUCGCUUCAACACUCACUCCAAAUCCCACAGCAGCUUCGCUCCUCAACCGUCCUCCUCUUCAUCAAACCCUCCAAACCUGAAGCACCUGACCAGCCUCAGCCCUUCAUACAAACCUAAACCUGGACUCAACGUUAAACCCAAAACCAACAAGAGUGCUGCUUUGAAAUCCAGUAAAGUAGCAGAAAAACCAGCUCUCACAUCAGCUGAUACCUGCAGCACAGAGGGCAUCGUGUUCGAGUCCAAACCGAAGAAAUCCAAACCUGCGAUACAAGACGUAGACGUGGAGAAAAUGGCCAGAAGCAACCAGUUGUCGCGGCUGAACUCUGUGACUCUGCUGUCCUGGCUGAGAGGAAGAGGAAUCCUCGUCGGUGCCAAACACAAGAAGGAGGAGCUGAUGCUGAAAGUGAUGGGCUGUCUGGCUGAAGCCUGACACACACACACACACACACACACACACACACACACACACACACACACACACACACACACACACACACACAGACACACACACACACACAGCAUAUCUACUUAAUAGAGUUACUUAGGAGUAUUAACGCUGUGAUAAGCUCCUCGUCUCAUCAGUGUGAAUCAAACUGGAACAGACGACAGAUUUUCAUCCUGGCUCAUUUAGAUGUUGAAGAUUUGCCAGAAUUAAAUUCUUGAGUCAGAUAAAGUCUCGUCGAGUCUCGUCGAGGUCGGAGAGAAGUGUUAGAAGUUCAGCGCGCAGUUAUUUCAGGUUUAUCUGAUGACAUCUCACAGACUGUCUGCGUGUGAAGUUAAAGGUUCAUUAGUUACUGUUCAACGU